UGUGUGUCGCGAUUUGUGGUUAAAGGUUGGUACCGCUGAUUUGUUUCGUCAAGAUGUCUGUUGUGAAUCUCGACUCGCGACGAUAUUUUCCAAAACAUACAAAUAGUGAUUGAGGAGGAUUCGUAUGGUGAUCAAGUUUCGUGAAAAAGCUGUCUGAAAAUGAGCGCCAGACUUCUGAAAGAUCCAGCUACCGCGUCCAGCCGUAUAUUUGUAGGCCAUUUACAAACUGACGAUGUUACGAAACUGGAGCUGGAAGAGCAUUUUGCCAAAUAUGGCACUGUUAUAGCGUCAAUAAUAAACAGGGGCUUCGGAUUUGUACAAUUUGAAGAGGAGCAGUCUGCACAGAAAGCUAUUCAAAAUGAAGAUGGUGCAAUGUUUAAAGGCAGACGUAUAGAUGUCAGACCAGCAAAGAAAGAUAAUCAAUCUAGCAGUGGUGGAAAUGCAGGAAAUUCAAAUGCAAAACAAAUGGGUGGAUCAAAUAAUCAGUUUAAUUCCAUGAAUAAUCAAUUCAGUAAUGCAAAUGAACCGUUUGGUGUGAAUAAACCAAAUUAUAGUGGUGGAAUGAAUCAGAAUUUUGGGACUGAUAAUACCUUUGGCAACAACCAAAAAGAUUUGAAUGCUCAAGCUAGAAGCGGUGGAAAUAUCCAUUUUGAUGAUGGAAAUCAAGUUGGAAGUAAAGAUGAUCAAUUUAAUGGAAAACAUAAUAAUAAUGGAAAUGAUUUUAAUAAUCCUACACAAAAUCGUGGAAAUAAUCAAUUUAACAUGAAUAAUCCAAAUCGCGUAAACGAUCAAUUUGUUACCGGUCUCAGUAAUCAAAACAGAGGCCCUAAUAAUCAGUUUGGAAAUAACAACCAAAUGGGAAAUCAGAACAGACCCGGAGGAAUUCCAAAUAGAAAUCAAACUAAUCAGGGUAAUAACCAAAACCAAAAUGCUAGUGGUGGAGCAAUGGGUCCUGGUGGUCCUGUUCAUAGACCUCGCGGAACGAGAGGUGGAAAGAAUAGAAAUAAAAAUAAUCAGAACAAUCCGAACAAUCCAAAUAUAAAUAAUUUUAGAGAUCGAAGUCCAAUUAAUAGGAAUCGAAUGGAAGAUAAAACAAAUAGAGACUGGGAUCUUAAACAAGGAGAUAGAUUACGUAACAAUAAUUUUGCCAGAGAUUCAUUUAAUGACAGUGGAAAUCGAUACGAUGAUUUCAAGACUUCUGGUACUAGAGAGACAAAUACGAAUUUUGGGAAUACCAGUGGAUCAUCCGAUUAUCUUACCAUUGCAGCUGAAAAGAAUGACUGUGAAAUUAUUGUCGUUAACAAAGCAUUGACGAAAUAUGCAGAAGAUAUUGAGUUACGUUUGAAACAAGUUGGUUUAAUGGUAGAUUUGCUGUUUCCAAAUGAGGAUGUUCCUUUAGGCCGUGUUUUGGGAAAUAUAGCGAGUCGUGGUUGUCUUUAUGCCGUAGUUGUUACUCCUGUCAACCUCGAGCAUCAUUCCUUAACACUCAAUAUUUUACAUGGUUUGCCACAAGAACACAGAAACAUGCCUGUUGAAGAUGCUAUAAGUUUGAUUUCACGAGAUUUCGCAAAUUAUAAAGCUGGCGGCCGUUCAGUUCCCUUGAAUACACCUCUUACAAAUGAGCGUCAUCCGGACGCUAUACAAGUUCUUCUUAAUAUGCUGGCUGACAAUCGUCAACUAACGGUUCUGCAAUAUGAUCGCGUCAUAAAAUAUCUUGACAUGAAACGCGAGGAACAGGUACAAGUUGAAUUAGGCGAUGCAAAAGAUUUGCCGGUAAAAACACCAAUUACGCCAGUCAACGACCCGAAACAGGCCGAAUUACAAACGAGAAUAUUGAAUAUUCUAAAUAAUAGUAAAAGUGCAUCAACAGCAGCAGAGCCCAGUCCAGUGCCACCACCGACUUCGGCACCAGCCCCUGUACCACCAGCUAAUUGGGGAACAGCAUCAAACGCGGCUACAUCAUCCACAACAACCCCUUCUACAGGAGUUUCACCUUCGCCUCUCCUAAAUGAUCCGACAGUUCAGAAAGCUCUUGACAGUCUUUUGCAAGGUAAUCUAUUGAAAAACAUCGGCGAUCAACAACCACCACCUGCAACAACCACCGGAACACCGUUAUUCGCUGCUUUUUCCAAUAUCGGUAGAUUUUAACGGCCACACGAAUUCUAUUAUAAGAUCUUAUAAGUUUUAGGAUUCUUUAUACUUUUCCCAUUUUAUUCCGUACUAAAUAUACAAUCGCGAAAAAACGCAGUCAAAAAAAAGGAGAUGGUAGAAGCAGCAUUGCAAACAUAAUAUUUUAGUACAUUGUAUAUUAACCGUGUAAAAUGAUAAAUUCAAGAUAAAAAGUUUAUAGUAACUAUAAGAGCACAACAAUUAUGAUUCGAAUAUUCACAUAAUUAUUGUUACUGCCUAUGUGUAUGUAUCGUUGAUAAUAUACUUCUCUAAAUAGU
Messenger RNA from Solenopsis invicta (red fire ant), 2447 nucleotides. It is a transcript of the gene Neos, whose product is annotated as hybrid signal transduction histidine kinase L. Lineage: Eukaryota; Metazoa; Arthropoda; Insecta; Hymenoptera; Formicidae. The transcript is spliced from 7 exons. Bases 160 to 2148 code for a protein of 662 amino acids. The record is from RefSeq and is a predicted model, not a curated record. Gene Ontology annotation, molecular function: RNA binding.